AUGUUUUAUUCUCCACUUGAUCAAUUUGAACUUAAACCAUUAUUAUUAAUAACAGAUAAUUUAACAUUUAGUAUAACAAAUUAUACAUUAUAUUUAAUAAUUGUUUCAUUAAUUAUUAUAUUUUAUAGUAGUAUUAUACGUCAUAACUAUUUAGGUUCAUCACGUUGAGGUGUAUCUGUUAUAGCUAUUUAUGAUACUAUUCUUAAUUUAGUUAAUGGACAAAUAGGACGUAAAGGUGGAUAUUAUUUUCCUUUAAUAUUUACUAUAUUUAAUUUUAUAUUAAUAGCUAAUUUAAUUUCUAUGAUUCCUUAUUCAUUUGCUAUUUCUGCUCAAUUAGUUGCUGUUGUUUCUUUCUCAUUAACUCUUUGAAUAGGUAAUGUUGUUUUAGGUUUAUAUUUACAUGGUUGAGGUUUCUUUGCUUUAUUUGUUCCUAGUGGUACUCCUUUAGCUUUAGUUCCUGUUUUAGUUUUAAUCGAAGCCUUAUCUUAUGCUUCUCGUGCUAUUUCUCUUGGUCUUCGUCUUGGUGCUAAUAUUCUUUCUGGUCACUUACUUAUGUUAAUUCUUGGUUCUUUAAUUAUUAGCUUAAUGUCUUCUUCUUUCUUAGGUUUUGUUAGUGGUAUUAUCCCUAUCUUAGCUGUUGUUGCUAUUACUAUUCUUGAAUUUGGUAUUGCUAUUAUUCAAGCUUAUGUUUUUAGUAUUUUAUUAUCUGGUUAUAUUAAAGAUUCAGUUGAAUUACAUUAA
Lodderomyces parapsilosis is the source of this 741-nucleotide messenger RNA. The record is from the annotation of a RefSeq genome assembly. Lineage: Eukaryota; Fungi; Ascomycota; Pichiomycetes; Serinales; Debaryomycetaceae.